Messenger RNA from Closterium sp. Yama58-4, 1977 nucleotides. NCBI's taxonomy places the organism in Eukaryota, Viridiplantae, Streptophyta, Zygnematophyceae, Desmidiales, Closteriaceae. The record is from the annotation of a GenBank genome assembly.
AUGCUCCUUAAUCUCUUUCCGUUUGACGGUACUCCGGUGCUCGCUCACACGUCGCGCCUCCUAGUAGGUGGCCGCUCCAACCACUGGCAGUCGAACGAUACACAGCAGCUGUGCCACAGCGGGCAGCAAGGCUUUGAAUUCGGUGUUCUUACUCCGUGGGAGAUGGCCACCCCAGAACGGCUCCCCAACGUCCCCCCAACGUCGGCGCAACGUCCCCACUACUACGCCCCAACAAUUUCCCCAGGCGUUCCCGCAACUCGAAUCGGUCCUUUCCUCUUCCGCUUUUCUUUUGCCGCCGCGUUCCUCGCCGCGGGUAACGCUAUGGGUCUCUUCGGCGACUUGCCCCCGCCGUCAAAUGCUCCCAAGGCACCGAUUCGCGCCAGCCAGCCGGCGUCAACGUCAGCUCCUGGUGAACGGCCGGCCGCGGCCAGCGGAGUCCGCGCAACUGACGGCGCGGUUCCGCUUAAGCCCUCUGCGCUCAAGUCGUCCCUCAAAGUGCGGGCGGAGCCGCGGGAGGGAGAGGGCGGGGGGAAUGUCAGCUCGGAGGCCGCGGAUGGGGGAUCGGGGGAUGGCGGAAAGACCAGGAAGCGCGUGGGGGUGACGAUGGCGGACGAGGCAGAUGGCGACGCCCCCGCGCGCCGGCGGGUGCGCUUCCACACGUUUGCUGAGGUGGCAGAGGACAAGGUGACGUCAGCGAUAGCCAAGAUCGCCGCCCACAUCGGCACGCCAGCCAAGUUCAAGAAGGCGGCCGGCCUCGCUCGGCAGCUUCUGGAGGGGGGCGCACUGAACAGCACCACAACCAGUGAUAUGAACAGUGGGAUGAACAGAACUGCAAACAGUGCGGUGGAGAGCGGUGGUCACGCGAGUCUGUUCUUUGGAGUGCUGGAGGCGGCAAUGGGGCUGCUGAGGAGAGAGGGAGGGGGGGCGGGAGGCAUGGUGGUGGGGGCUGCGGGGGACGUCGGUGGCGAGUAUGCUGCGCUGAUUGGCGCUGCUGUGGAGAGAAAAGAGCUGUUUUCGCCGUGGCAGCAGCAGCAGGUGGACGUGUGGGGGCUGCGCACUGUGCUCAACCAUUCCCUUCGCACCGAUGACAGCUUUCAGUUCUCCAAGGCCGUGUAUCGAGUGCAGCAGGAGGUGGAGCGAUUGCCAGAGGCAGCAGAGGAGGAUGAGAGGGAGGAGGCAGGGCUGUUUGCAGGGGUGGCGAUGCAUGUGCAGGGCAGAGAGGGGGGUUUGGACGGAAUGGGAGAGGGAGAGAAGAGGGACGGGAAAGGGGAGGUGGCGGGGGAAGAGACGGGGGCAGGGGAAGGGGGAGAGAAGGAGGAAGCGGGUGGGGAAGAGAGGCGGGCAGACAAGAAAAACACAGGAGACAGCGAUGCAAAUGCUCCAGAUACUGCUGCAGGUUCUGAUGCUGACCCCUUUGGGCUUGAUGCUUUGUUGGGUCUCAUUGGGGAGAAGGGAGGCAGAAAAGGGGAUGAGGAAGAGGAGGAAGAGGAGGAAGAUCCGUUUGGGUUGGGCGAGAUUAUGAAAAGCAAGCAGGCUAUGAGGGAGGAAAAGAGGAGGGCGGAGAGGGAGAGGAGGAGGAGGGAAGAGGAGGAGGCACGGCGGAGGGAGGAGGAGGAGGAGGAGGAGGAGAGGAGGAUGUUGAGGGAGAGGCGGGAGGCUCUGCUGCUGUGCAUUCAGACUGCCACAGAAAUGUAUCGGCACAAGUGGGCCCAGACGGCCAUUGACAUGCUGGCGCAGCACGCAUAUGACCACAGGCAGCGCUUCACCGGGCGGCAGCGGGCGGCAAUUGAGGCGCUGUGGACGAGUGUGAGGCAGCAGCAGCACGAGCGGAAGCACGGGGCGGGCAGGGGCGGCACUGGCCGGCUGGAUGUGACUUCGUUUGAGCGCCUGCAACGGCAUUAUGAGGGCGAGGCAAUUAGUAUCAGGAAGGGGGUCGGGGGUGGUGGAGGCAGGAGCACAGUCACCUGGCUGGGGUGA